Messenger RNA from Podarcis lilfordi (Lilford's wall lizard), 10976 nucleotides. The record is from the annotation of a GenBank genome assembly. NCBI's taxonomy places the organism in Eukaryota, Metazoa, Chordata, Lepidosauria, Squamata, Lacertidae.
GGGGGGGAGAAGAAGGCGGAGGAAGAGCGAACCAAUGGGCUCUCGCGCCGAGGUGCGGGUGGUUCCUCGGCCUAUUGCCACAGCCCAAGCGAGAAGCUCCGCCUACCACUUUCAGAGGCCGAGGCGUGCGGGGAAGUCGGGAGUCGCGAGCGCGAGUUCUGGCCUCGCGCGUGGAGGGAACGUUGGCGGGUGAGUGGCAGCCCGUGUGCGCGUGCGCGCAAUAUAGAGGGAGGAGGAGGAGGUGGUCGUGGCGCCUCAUGGAGGCUCCUUCUGCCUCGGCCGGGUAAGAGGGUCUCAGAGUCGGCCUCAGCCAGCGCAGCACAGUGGCCAGGGGUGACGGGAAUUGGAGUCCAGCAAAACUCAUGGAGGGCCUCAGCUUUCCCAUCCGAGCCUGAUCCUGACACUGCUCUUGAGAAGAGUAGUAGUAAUAACAAUAAUAAUAGGUUUAUGAUUUUUAUUUUAUUUCUGUACCGCUUUCUAAUUUUAAGAAAAAUCUCAAAGCGGUUUACCGCAUAUUAAAUCAGUAAAACAUAAAAAAAUCUGAAGAAAGUCAAAUAUAUACAGUCAAAUAAACAUAAUAUAAACCUAAAAUUUUAUCUUAAUAUUUAUAGUCGGAACAUUUGACUGGGUUGCCCCCAUAUAUAACAUAAUAAAACGUCAAAUACUGUGUUUAAAACCUCCCCGAUACAGGGCUGCCUUCAGAGGUCUUCUAAAGGCUGUGUCGUUCUUUAUUUCCUUGACAUCUGAUGGAAGACACCACUGCCUAGAAGUAUCGAGUGGGGGGCUUCUUCCCUCAGCCCUGAGAAGCUUCGUUCAUUUGUUUUGUAAAAUUUACGUAGCGCCUGAUUGUAAAAAAAAAACCCGACAACACCCUCAGAGUGGUUUACAAAAAGAGAAAACAGUAAAAUGGAGGGGGGGGGGAAUGCAACCCUACUUUCAAAGUUUAAAUGCUAGAACUAGAAUUCCUGACACCCGCAAAAUUGUUGAGCUUUUUCCAUCGUGUUGCCAUGCACCCAAGUUUUCCCUGACAUUUUGCCCCCGGCGCCAUUUUUUACACCCAAAGACAAGGACAUGUCAGGAAUUUUCCUGACAUAUGGCAAGCUUAUUUCUAAGCACCUGGGUAGGCUUCUCUAAACAGGAAUAUUCUUUUCAGCAGGCGACGAAAAGAGCACAAUGAAGACACCUGCUUGAUCUCCAGAGGCAAGGAGUUCCAAAGUGCAGGUGCUGCCACACUAAAAUAUCAAGUUGUUACAGAUAUGGAACGGGUAUUAUGGUGGAACCUGCAGUAUUGCCAAUUCCACCCGUCAAAACAGUCAAGUGGAUGCAUUUAAAAUAAGAAGCUUUGUUUGAAAUGUUUCCACACAACCUUUCACCAAAACAGAUUUCAGAGCAGCAUAUAAUAGUAUAGGUAAAGUGUUGAAUGCAGUUGAGUUUUACUCAGAACAGACCCAUUUAAAUUAAUGGGCCUCAGUUUAUUAUUAUUUUUUACAAUCAAUAUAAUGCAAAGUACGGAUUGAAAAAUCAACUUAAAAGCAGGAGCAAGCUAACAUGCAAAGUACAAUAAACUCAAAAUUAUAAAUUACUUAAAGUGUCUAACUAAGGCUGCAGUCCUGUACCUAUGGCUAACUUACCCGUUGAACUCAAGAGGCCCAUCGGGAACCUGUGGUCCUCCAGACGUUACUGGACUGCAAACUCCCAACAUUCCUAGCAGUAGGCCUUGCUGGCUGAUGGGAGUUUGGAGUCCAACAACAUCUAGGGAGCCCCAGGCUCUCCAUCCCUGAUGUGAUACAACAAUUUGAUCAGUGCUGUGUUUACUUUUUAUGAUCUUGUUUUAAUUUUGAUGUAUCAUUGUUUUAAUGUUUAACAGAAGCCACUGCAGGUUUGUUUAUUUUUUAUUUUUGAAAAAAUUAAGGAUAUAGAUAUAUAAAUGUUUUGGAUUUGGAUUCUAGGAGAUGGCCGUCUAAUUGGAGAACAAGGUGACGAAAGCGGGUACCACAAUGGCUUUGCAGCUGAUAUACCAUUGCUUCCCUGCAGGACUUUUCACUGUGAGAGGUUCUUUCUAUCCUUGGCUGUGUUCUACUUCCAGAUUGAGGUCCAUUUCAAAGAAACAUUUGGCAGGGCCUAGAAAUGCACAUCAUCUCAGAUUUCUGGCCUUGAGACCUUUUAGUUCAUCCCCAGUGGUCUACAAGUUACACAGGAGAGAUCCGAAAGAGACACACUCUGCCACCACCCCUGAAGCAGCCAGCAAUGAAGAAGAGAAAUUUGAUGACGACGAAGGCUUUGGGUUGUUGUCUCAAAAAUUUUCUUCUAGACAAUUUUUUCACAAAGCUUCUGAAGAAUUUCACGAUUUGCAACUCAAAAGCCAGGUGGAGGAAGAGGAAGAAUUGGAACCAAAACCCAGACAAGGUCCCAGGAACACUCCGUAUUGGUAUUUCUUGAAGUGCAAGGCAUUGAUAAAAGAAGGCAAGGUCAUUAUCUCAGCUGUCUUCAUUGCAAGAGUAUUGAAUAGACUAGCAUAGCUAGUGAAAAGCCAUUGCUCACUGCUAGAAUAGAGCACCUGCCAGGGACUCUGGGAUGCCACUGCUAGUCAGUGUAGUAGACAAUAUUGGGCUGGAUCAGGGUUAAGGAGCCUUCAGUCCGCAGUCCUAAUAUUGGCCAAGCCCAUACCCAACACCAUAUCAUUGACAUCAGCAAAACCCUGUGCACAACGCUUUGCAAAACCCAACGAUCAGCUGAUCCUUGGGGCCGGCGAAGCAAGGUGUCAAACCAUGCUGACAAAAAUGGGUCAUCCAAUGCCACUGUGAUGCCCACCUGUCACACGUGGCCCGUAGAGGUGGGUUGGUAGACAAGGCUUCUGCCUGCACCUCCCAAUUCCUGAGCCGUCUUCAACCUAUUCAGACCUGAAACCCGCCCAUGUUUAAUCCAAAUAUACACAUUAAAAUGCCAAUGGGGACUGACAUCUGUUCCCAUGGAAGGGUUGCCCAUAAGGGAGUGGGGCUUUGGGGCUGAGAAAGGUUCCCCAGGCCCUGCAGUAGCAACAGUUCCUGCUGCGUCCUCACAGUUGUCCUCUCUUAACUGUAGCUGGCAGAGGCUUUGAACCUGUUUGAGGUACAGAUGCUGAAGGAGGAACGUGUUCGACCAGAAGAGAGCAACUACACUGUCCUGAUCGGUGGUUGUGGCAGAGCUGGCUAUGUGAAGAAGGCAUUCAAGCUCUAUAAUGAUGUAAGUAUUCAGGUUUCGUUCACAUAAGGAAGAGAGCUGUUGUUAGAAAACCAAGCCAGGGGUAGUUUUUGUAUGAAACCACCCAGUGUGGCUGGUUCUGAUGGGCGUAGGCAUCCAAUGCCGUCUGGAGUUCCCCAGAUUCCCCAUCUCUGAACUAGGGAACUCUUGUUGCCAGAGAAGAAUUGAAAGACAAAUGUUCCUGCAAAAUGCUAUUGAGAAGGUUUUGGAACAUCUUUCACGCGGAGAAAGGUGCGUCCAUCUCUCCUGCUGCUUUUGAGCUGUGUUGUGUCAUCCCUCCACCACACCCCCUGUGGCCUUGUGGAUGUUGUUGGACUCCAACUCCCAUCAAUCCCAGCCAGCAUGACAAGUAUGAUAAGGAAUGAUGGGAGCUGGAGUCCAGCAACAGAUGGAGAGCCACAGGUUCCCCAGCCCUGUUCUAGUGAGCUAAGUCAAAAGCAGAUCUCGCCUUCCAUUUGUUCAUUCAACAGGCAUCCCAUUAGCCGGCAUCCUGGUGUGUUUUUGUGCCAAGUUUCUAAACUGACAAGAAAACGCAAAUUCAUGGCCUACGAUGCAUCAAAUUAAAAAAAAAUCAGCAAGUUUGCCUGGGAUUUCCCUCUGAUUCUUUGCAGUAAGAAUCACAUAGCCAUGUGGAAUUUUCAUUUUAUUUUAAUUCUAUAGCACGAUGAACAGCAUAUGGCAGAGGAAACACAAGGGCUGUGAAGGUAUUGGCAGUGACUCUUGCAGUUAGCUAAUAUGAUGGGUGGACUGACAUACCUUGCAGGGUUUAUUAUUUUAUUUUCUUAAUUUAAAUCCCCAUAAUCGAAUCCCCAUUACAUCCUCCCAUCUUAAUAGCAACUCCAGCAUCGAGUGCUUGGAAGUAUGGCUCUCUGCGCUUCCUGCUAGAAGUCUGUGACACCUGCAAUAUUUUCUUUAAAAGUUUUCCAUUCAAUAUACAAGUCCUCUCUGUCUAAUUGGGAUUUGCAUAAUUGACUCCUGUGCAUUACGAUACUUUCACCGAGUAUCUGUUCUAUUCCUGAUACCGCAUAAUUGUUUGAGUAUUCUUAUAAAGCAUAUCUAUUGCUGUUUUCUUGGGAGGCAGAUGAAGAAGCGAGCCUUGACUCCGACUGACGCCACGUACACAGCCCUGUUUAACGCCUGUGCAGAGUCACCCUGGAAGGACUCGGGCCUGCAACAUGCGCUUAGGCUACGGCAGCAACUACUGAACAAAAACAUUGAGCUCAACAUAGUCACGUACCAUUCUCUGUUGAAAGUGUGUGCCCACUGUGCAGAUCUCCGGGUGUGCUUUGACAUAUUGAAGGUAAAGAAGCUCCUGGUAUAAAAUUUGGGUUGUUUUAAUCUCUGUGUGUGGUUUUCUAUGCAAGGAACUGUGUAGCAGAAAGUGGCAUAUAUUAUCCUCAAGGAAAUAAACUGCAUGAGCUUGUAGUAAAUGCCCAUCCAACACUCUCAAACAAACAACAUGAGUUGGGGAGACUGCAAAAUGUAAACAGUGCACAGGAUUGUGAAAUGUUGCAGGGUGUGGGAAUGAAAGUGUUGGCUUCAGACAAAGUUGUUACUUCUGUUUCCAGGUUUUCAGAAUGCUUUCCAAAUACUUAAAAUGAUUUGCAUAGAAUCAUAGAAUUGUAGAGCUGGAAGGGACCCAAGGGCCAUCUAUUUCAAUUUCUUACAAUGCGGGAAUCACAUCUGAAUAAUCCCUGGCAGGUGGCCAUCUAACCUCUGCUUAAAAACCUCCAAUGAAAGGAGUGCAGUCCAUUCUGCCAUCAAACAGCUGAAAUACAUUGAGUCAGAAUCUCAUUUUUUGGCGAUUUGAAUCCAUUGGUCUGGGUCCUACCCUCUGGAGGAGCAGAAAAAGCUCCACCAUCCAUGUGACAGCCCUUGAAAUAGAUAGCUGUUUUAUCUCCUCUCAGUCUCCUCAUUACCAUACUAAACAUACCCAAGUCCCUCAACCGUUCCUUAUGGGGCUUGCUUUCCAGGUCCUUGACAAUGUUAGUUACCCUUCUCUGCACAUGUUCCAGCGUCAAUAUACUUCUUAAACUGUGGUGCCCAGAACUGGACACAGUACUCCAGGAGGGGUCUGACCCAAGCAGAAUAGCAUGAUACUGUUAUUUCCUGUGUAUUAGCUUUUUUUUUUUUUUUUUUGCUGGUGCAUCACACUGUUGACUCCUGUUAAACUUGUGGUCUGCUAAAACUCCUAGAUCCUUUUCACAUGUACAACUGGCAAGCCAGGUGUCUCCCAUCUUAUAUUUGUGCAUCUGGUUAUUUGUGCCUAAGUGCAGAAUCUUACAUGUAUCUCUGUUGAAAUCCAUUUUGUUAGUUUUGGGCCAGUUCUCCAAUCUAUUAGAAUCAGGAUUCAAGGUGACUAUAUCGUCUGAGGUAUUAGCUAACCCUCCUGGUUUGGUGUCAUCUGCAAACCAUCAUUUUAACCAAGAUACGCUAUCUGAACAUUAGUUUUUGUAACAAAUUUCUGAUUUCCCAUAAAAUUCCACCCCCACUCCUCACAAAUUGGUAAAUCGGCAGAGAUUCUGUUGCUUUUAGUGGGUUCCUUUUUUGUAAACAGGUCCAUCUCCUGCUGAUUUUUGGUCUGGUUUGGAACAGAGAGGCAUCUAAAUCCAACUAAAAACUCCUGUUUGCCAACAAGUUAGAAUGUGGAAUAAUGAAAGUAUUGUUUCUAAUCUUAAAGAUAAUUAGACAGUGCAUGACAUUUAGUUUCUUGCAGUACAAGGUUGAAAUUAGCUUUCUCAGCUGACAUCAGCAAUAGUAUUUGUGAACCCAGUAUUGAUGGACAUUUGUACCUUGGUUAAUUUAAUUUGAAAGUGUCACUUUUGGCCUUCUUAGACUUUCCUGAAUCUUUUUAUUAUUAUUAUUAUUAUCUGAGAGAGAGAGAGAGAUGUUUUCCAUUUGAGCUACAAAAGAGCAAAUGUUUCAUUAAAGAUUUCUAUUGUGGAAUAAGUGUGAAAUUACUGCAUUCAUCCCCCCCCCUUUUUUUUUUAAUUAAGGAAAUCGUCCACAAAGGCCAUACGGUCACCACAGAGACUUUCAACUUCCUGCUUAUGGGGUGCAUAAAAGACAAAGAGAAUGGGUUUCGCUAUGCCUUGCAGGUCUGUAUGUUCCUUUCCUCUUUACAGCCGAACAAACCAACAAAGAGCUUAAAGCUUGCAUUCACUCUGACCGGUUUUCUUAAGCGAUUGAUUCUUCUGGUUGUGAUCCUUAAAUUUCCAUGUAUCUUAUAGAACUAGGGAGCUAUAUACAUCUUAGAUUAAUUUUAUUGCUAAAUUUGUAUCCCACCCUUCCUCCCAAAGGAACCCACAGCAGUAGACAGUAAAAUGUUAAAACCAUAUAAUUUAAAAUCAAAUAAAAACCAUAUUUAAAACAAUUAAACACCAUCUCGUUUUUUUUGAAAGCAUCAUGCUAAUGAUUGUGAAGUUGUGCUGUCAGUUCUGAGUUGCUUUUUAAAAGGACAAGAGAAAAUGUCUUCCUCUUUAGUUAAUCACCAUUAUGUCAUUUGCAGUUACUUAGCAUGAUUAUGUUAAAACAUUUGCCUUCAGAACACAACAUGUACCGUGGAGGAGGUGGGCAGGAGAUAGGAUCCAGCUUGCAGACCUGAUUCUGAGCUACCCCCACAGGCUACUUUGUUUAUUGCUCACAGUUUGUUUGGAGCUAAACAAACCACGGGCCCCAUUUCAGACAUAACCCAAUGCCAGGAAUCAUGGUCUAUUUCUCUUGCAUGCUAUGAGGGAGGAGCAACAUGGAUGAGAUUGGUGCUUUCACAGUAUACACUGUUUUACGGUGAUGUGCAAACUGAGCUACUAAGUGGCUUUGGAGACAACUGCUGUCUUCCAGGCUCCAAUCCCAAGAAGCAAAUUCCUUUGAAUACUGAGGCUUACUGCCGAGUGAACACAUUUAGGAUCAACUUGUCUGUUUCCCAUUAGUGUAAGAACUGUAAUUAUAUGGAUCACCUGGGGUACAUUUCUUUUUUCUCUGCCCUGACUUUCCUUUCCAAAAACAGGUUUGGCAGCAGAUGCUUAAACUGAACUUAAAACCCGACAGUUACAGCUACAACUUGAUGCUCGGUGCUGCCAGAGACUGCGGCCUUGGUGACCCCCGUAUAGCUUCCAAUUUGUUGCUAGGAACUUUCAAGGAAAGCCCAGCUAUCCUGAGACUGGAAGCUGGUAAGCAACACCGGAAGGCAAAGGGUUGGCGAGGAAAGGAAAUAGAUGCUGGAGCUGCAAUGCAGUUUGAUGUGGAGAUGUUGGAAAAAUGUGUGUUCCCGGAGGAGGACAGAAAACCUGAGCAGGAAGUCUAUAGCCAAAAAAGCAAAAGCAAAAAUGACAAUUGUGCAAAGGCAGAGACUGGUGAUAUCUCUACUUUGCCAGAUUCUGCUGCACUCAGGGAUUUGGGGAUCUCUGAUAAAAAACAGAUGGCUCCAGAUGCGGCAGAAACAAACACUCUGUGUUUUUCCAAAGCCUCCUUCAACUUCCCCAACUUGUUGGACUCGCAGCCGCCCAACGAAAAUGUGAUCUCCUUAGGGACGGUGGCAACCCCCUCCGAUAGACUGGCACUCAUUGGGGACAUGGAGGGUUUCUUAAAGAGAAUGAAGGAAGAUGGUGCCGCGUCCAGUAUCAAAACUUUCACACUGCUAGCUGAGCUGGUGCAGCCCAACAGCCAGUCAGAGUCUUCCUUGUUGACGGUGAUGGAGGAGCACAACGUGAAACCAGAUAUAACUUUUUUUAAUACCCUGGUGAGGAAGAAGAGCAAAGGAGGAGAUCUGGAAGGAGCAAAGGUAAGAUCACGGGCAUAUGAGUGUGUGUGGGUCAGGGAUGGACAGUCUUCAGGCUUGCAGGAACUACUUUUUUUUACCAAAACCUGAUACAUUUUCUGCCCACCCACGGGUGUAGGCCGUAACCUUUUGGAGAACAGUGAUGACUAAGAAGUACAGCUACUUUGCAUGCAAAAGGUCCCAGGAUCAAUCCCUAGCAUUUCCAGGUAGGACUGGGACAGAACCUUGUCUGAAAUCCGGUCGGUGUAGUAGCCAGUAUUGAGCUUAAUUGGCCAAUGGUCUGACUGAAUGUAAGGCAGCUUCCAAUGUUCAAUUAGCUUCAUUCGUACACAUUGCACCUCCUCUCAGCAUGAACCUGAACAGGUAAUCUAGACAGCUGUUCUCACAUGCCUUUGUAUAUUACAGAGCCUGCUGCCCCUAGUGCUGAAGGAGGGACUUUCUCCCAAUCUACAGACGUUUUGCAACUUGGCAAUAGCCUGCCGCAAAAAAGAGGAUGGACUGCAGUUACUCUCAGACAUGAAGGUACAGAAAACUCAAGCUUUUGAGGCUGUUUUGCAUGCAGCAGACCUGGUGGUUUUGAUGGCUACAUGUUAGUGAGGAGUUCUGUUAACAUAAGGGGAUCUUGUCUUUCAGCCGUCCCACUAGCUCCUGUAAGUGGCCAUUGCAAUCAGUUGUAUAGUGUGCAAAUCCCCAUCUCCCCGGCUUUGGGAGCAGUAAUCUUGUUAUACUGUGAGACUCCUAGAUGUGUGUGUAAGGACUUCAGAAUUACCUUUGUCUGACAGUUUGGGGCUGUGUUUUUCAGCGUUCUGGAAUAAACCCCAAUGUACAGAUCUAUGGUGCGCUUGUAACUGCAGCUGUGAAGAGACUGGACUACGCCUACCUCACAGAGAUCCUUGCAGAUAUGAGUAGAAACCGUGUUCCUCCAAAUGAAGUUGUCCUACGCCAGCUGGAGUUUGCAGCCCAGUAUCCUCCUAACUUUGAUAGGGUGAGGUAACCUUUUGUUUUCUGCAGAAGCUGAUUUAUACUCGAGAGAAUUAAGACCACAUAUUAUAUGCACAGUUCUUUGAACACCCUUGCAGUUCUGUGUCCUCUGCACAUUUACCCAGAUUGCACCCAGUUAAGUGUGCAUCAGCCUUCUCCCAAAAUAUUCCUUUCCAGAUAUUUGCAAUCAAACUCUCAUCAGCCCCAGCCAUCAUACCGUAUUUUUCGCACCAUAGGACGCACCGGACAAUAGGACGCACCUUGUUUUAGAGGGGGGAGAACAAGAAAAAAAAAUUCUCUCCCUCUCUGCCCAGCGCCCAGAGAGGGGGAGAAUUUUCCCCCUCUUGUUUUCCCCCUCUAAAACAAGGUGCCGUUUAAGGUGCGUUCAGACGCCUUCAGGCGGCUACCUUGGAAGCCUGGAGAGCGAGAGGGGUCGGUGCGCACCAACCCCUCUCACUCUCCAGGCUUCAGGUUCCUUUCAACCUGCUCUUUGGGGCUGGUGGGGGGAAGCCCACCACCAGCCCCAAAGAGCAGGUCAGGGAGCAGCGCAAAGGCGCGCAGCUAUAGAGGCUCCUGCCAUAGCCGCGCGUCACCUCUCCAGCCAGCAGAGGGUCGCGGGGCUAUGCUGUCUUCGCUCCAUAGGACGCACACACAUUCCCCCUUCAUUUUUGAAGGGGAAAAAGUGCGUCCUAUGGUGCGAAAAAUACAGUAAUUUAGUAGUCAGGGAUAAUGGUUGGGCACCAGGUUGAGGAAGAAAAAUGUAUAGGAUUGCUAAGUGACCGCAAGUAUACUGUAUCUAAAGAAAGGCCAUUAUACCAGCAUCUACUUAAUUGGAUAAAGGUCUUCUCCAUACAAGUUCUGAAGUGCGUCUUGCACCAAUGGUAUUAAUUUCAAUUGACAGUUGAAAAUGUACUAUUUACCCAGACCAUGGGACAAGGUGAGAGGUUAGAUGGUCCAGUGUGGUGUAGUGGUUAAGAGCGGUAGUCUCAUAAUCUGGGGAACCGGGUUCGCGUCUCCGCUCCUCCACAUGCAGCUGCUGGGUGACCUUGGGCUAGUCAUACUUCGUUGAAGUCUCUCAGCCCCACUCACCUCACAGAGUGUUUGUUGUGGGGAAGGAAGGGAAAGGAGAAUGUUAGCCGCUUUGAGACUCCUUAAAGGGAGUGAAAGGCGGGAUAUCAAAUCCAAACUCUUCUUCUUCUUCUUCUUCAUUGCAUGUUUUAUUUCAACACUGAUACUGUGUGUUUUCUGCAGAAAUGUUUAUACACCAUUGGGUUGUAUUCAGUGAUAUUCCUACGCAUUGAAAUCUAUGGACAUGACUUGUUCACUAAAUUUAAUGGGUAUGGGCAACAUUAGCUACAGCCCUCUAAUUUGUUUAAUGCUAUGAAUUACUGCCCUAGGGCUAUUUGAUGAAACGUGAGAAAUCCAAUAGUUUCCAGUUUAUCUCACCUGUGCUCUUUAAGAGACCACCAAACACAACUGGUAGCAGCCAGACCUGGUAACACUUCUAGAUCCCAUUGAUUCCAGCAGAAGAGAGUUUAAGCACUUACUUCCCUCUACAGAAACUUUUUAAUACCAGCACACUCCUCCACAACUUCCAAAUAAAAGCAGCAAAAGAUUAUGUAAGCUCCUGGCAAGUCUAAGAAGCAGUUUCUCACUUCUUAGAGUAGAACUAAUCUUCUCUUGCUAUUACAGAGUGUUAAUUCUCUCCUCCUUUUCCUCUUGCAGUACAAAACAAGGGACUAUUACCUGGAGAAAAUUAAUGGCUUUCGAUCCUACUACUUCCGCUGGCUGAAGUGGAUGGAGGCAGAAGAAACACCACACCCUUGGGCAAAAUACAGAACUCCUAAGCAGCCAGAAAACAAACAUAAUACAGAAGAUGCAGAAAACUACAGCAGCCAGAGGAGGUGGUAGAAAAAUAAAACCAAUGCUAAUACUCCAUAGUGGUGUUGGAAAGUUCCUUUUGCCUUCAUCUUGUGCC